AUGUCGGCAUACCUGAAAAGCUGCAACCCGUUUGACGACGAUGACGCUGAAGAUGAGGGUGCCCGGUAGGUCCCAUGGCGGGAGAACCGUGACCUCGCCGACGGGCCCAAGGAUCGGCAGCAGUACCUGAGGCAGGAGGUGCUUCACAGGGCCGAGGCCAUGGCCGCCAGCACCAAUAGGUCGCUGUCCCUCAUGUACGAGUCCAAAAAGGUCGGGGUCGCCUCCUCUGAGAAACUUGUACCUCAGCGAGGAGUCUUAGAACGCACAGAGAAGAUGGUGGACAAAAUGGAUCAGGAUCUGAAGACCAGCCAGCGGCACAUCAACAGCAUCAAGAGUGUGUUUGGGGGCCUUGUCAAUUACUUCAAAUCCAAGCCAGCAGAGACGCCCCCGGAACAGAACGGCACCGUCACACCCCAGCCCAGCAGCAGAUUGAAAGAAGCUAUCAGUACAAGUAAAGAACAGGAGGCGAAGUACCAGGACAGCCACCCAAACCUCAGGAAGCUGGACGAUCUCGACUCCAGCCCUGGAGGGGCCGACUCUGUGAGCAGCGCUGAUGCUUACCCCAAGAACGCACACCUGCGCGCUUAUCACCAAAAGAUCGACAGCAACCUGGAGCUGUCCGUGGGACUGGGCCGCCUGAAGAACAUAGCCCUGGGGAUGCAGACAGAAAUUGAGGCGCAAGACAACAUUCUUGACCGGCUGACCACCACAGUGGACAAGUUAGACCUUAAUAUAAAAAGCACAGAAAAGAAAGUUCGACAGCUCUAAAGAACUGAAAAGGACCUCUGUCCCUUGGUGAGGAAGAGACUUCAACAGAUUUUUAAAAACUCCCAAGAAAUCUCA
Messenger RNA from Ochotona princeps (American pika), 843 nucleotides. RefSeq names its product synaptosomal-associated protein 29. Gene Ontology annotation, cellular component: SNARE complex; plasma membrane. Gene Ontology annotation, molecular function: syntaxin binding; SNAP receptor activity. The record is from RefSeq and is a predicted model, not a curated record. Lineage: Eukaryota; Metazoa; Chordata; Mammalia; Lagomorpha; Ochotonidae. Gene Ontology annotation, biological process: synaptic vesicle fusion to presynaptic active zone membrane; exocytosis; synaptic vesicle priming.